AUGCGACUUCAUCUUUUAAUCAUUUUCAUAGGGAUCUUCAUCUCAUAUGUCGCCGCCUCCUCCGCGCCGACAUUCUGUAAAUGCACCUGUUUCAAGAACAGCACCUUAAUACAACUCGGUCCUCAAGGCGAUUCAUCCUUUAGCAACCCCGAACACCCGGCGUCACCGCAACUCCAAGAGCGCGCCGCAUCAGCUUCCUGCACCCAAUGUACCCGAGCUUUCUGCCUUUCGCAACAUCUCCCUAUCUGUAAGGAUGCCGAGGAGACCGACGUCAUCACUACCUGCUUCCAGCGCGAUAGCCGCAAGGACCAGAUCAUUGUCUGGGGUUUUAUACUGGGUACCAUUAGCCUGCUGGGUUGGGCUGCUGCUAAAAGAGUUGUUGAGUUCCGUGAAGGAAAGAAAGCUGCCGCUCUAGGAUUGGGAGGCUCCGGUAUAGGGAGUAGAGGUGGGCGAGGAUCCGCUCAGGAUAGGGGUGCAUAUAUGCCUGUUGGCAAUGACGAUACGCAAGGACUAAAUAGGUGA
Messenger RNA from Daldinia childiae, 522 nucleotides. RefSeq lists its product as uncharacterized. The record is from RefSeq and is a predicted model, not a curated record. The coding region runs from base 1 to 522 and encodes 173 amino acids. The transcript has 2 exons. NCBI's taxonomy places the organism in Eukaryota, Fungi, Ascomycota, Sordariomycetes, Xylariales, Hypoxylaceae.